CGGCGGCGGCGGCGGCGGCUCCUCCGCUGAGCGCCAGCAAGACGAAGACGAAGAAGAAGCAUUUCGUCUGCCAGAAAGUCAAGCUGUUUCGGGCCAGCGAGCCGCUGCUCAGCGUCCUCAUGUGGGGCGCCAACCACACGAUCAAUGAGCUCAGCAACGUCCCGGUUCCCGUCAUGCUGAUGCCGGACGAUUUCAAGGCCUACAGCAAGAUCAAGGUGGACAACCAUCUCUUCAACAAGGAGAACCUCCCCAGCCGGUUCAAGUUCAAGGAGUACUGCCCCAUGGUCUUCCGCAACCUGCGGGAGCGCUUCGGGAUCGACGACCAGGACUAUCAGAACUCGGUGACCCGCAGCGCCCCCGUGAACAGCGACAGCCAGGGCCGCUGCGGGGCCCGCUUCCUCACCACCUACGACCGGCGCUUCGUGGUCAAGGCGGUGUCCGGCGAGGACGUGGCCGAGAUGCACAACAUCCUCAAGAAAUACCACCAGUUCAUCGUGGAGUGCCACGGGAACACCCUCCUGCCCCAGUUUCUGGGCAUGUACCGCCUGACGGUGGACGGCGUCGAGACCUACAUGGUGGUCACCAGGAACGUCUUCAGCCACCGGUUGACCGUCCACCGGAAGUACGACCUCAAGGGUUCGACCGUCUCCAGGGAAGCCAGCGACAAGGAGAAGGCCAAGGACUUGCCCACGUUCAAGGACAACGACUUCCUGAACGAAGGGCAGAAGUUACACGUCGGGGAGGACAGUAAAAAGAAUUUCCUGGAGAAGCUGAAACGGGACGUGGAGUUCCUGGCCCAGCUGAAGAUCAUGGACUACAGCCUGCUGGUGGGCAUCCACGACGUGGACCGGGCGGAGCAGGAGGAGAUGGAGGUGGAGGAGCGGGCGGAGGACGAGGAGUGGGAGAACGACGGCGGCACGGGCGGGGCCCUGCUCUGCUCCUACGGGACGACGCCCCCCGACAGCCCCGGGAACCUCCUCAACUUCCCCCGCUUCUUCGGCCCCGGGGAGUUCGACCCGUCCGUGGACGUCUACGCCAUGAAGAGCCACGACAACGCCCCCAAGAAGGAAGUGUACUUCAUGGCCAUCAUCGACAUCCUCACGCCGUACGAUGCCAAGAAGAAAGCCGCCCACGCUGCCAAAACGGUGAAACACGGAGCCGGGGCGGAGAUCUCCACGGUGAACCCCGAGCAGUACUCCAAACGCUUCAACGAGUUCAUGUCCAACAUCCUGACAUAAUGGCCGCCGCCUCGUUCAGCCGUGAGGCCGGUGGGGAGGGGGCGGGGGGAAGGGGGCCGGGGGCGGGGGCGGACCCGCCAGCGGGGAAUGCGGCCUGCGACACUGAAACGGACACUGUAGCAGCAUGUGUGUGCGUGUGUAUCGUGUGUGUGUGCGUGUGCGUGCGUGCGUGCGCCUCCCUCGUGACCCCACUGAAAACUUCAUCGUAGGGGCGUCGAUGGCCGGCCGGGACCCCGGCCCCUUGGUCACCGCCACUCCUGGGGCCGGGGGCUUUGGAAGUCCUUUCCGUUUUUAGCUCCGGCCCCUCCGCUCGGCCGACCGGCCCCCGGAAGCGAGGAAGCGAGGGUGGCGGUGCCGGGAGCCGCCGGGCCGGACCGGACAGACCGGUCUGUGGGGCACCGAUCCCCCCACCCCCCCGCCGACCUCCGGGGUCCCCGCCUCCCCAGACGAGGCCGGGCCGGCCGGGGGG
Ornithorhynchus anatinus (platypus) is the source of this 1707-nucleotide messenger RNA. It is a transcript of the gene PIP4K2B, whose product is annotated as phosphatidylinositol-5-phosphate 4-kinase type 2 beta. The record is from RefSeq and is a predicted model, not a curated record. Gene Ontology annotation, biological process: phosphatidylinositol metabolic process. The transcript is spliced from 10 exons. The coding region runs from base 120 to 1238 and encodes 372 amino acids. Lineage: Eukaryota; Metazoa; Chordata; Mammalia; Monotremata; Ornithorhynchidae. Gene Ontology annotation, molecular function: phosphatidylinositol kinase activity.